UGCUGAGGGAGGCGGAUGGGACGGCUGCAUCUGCCCCCAGCUCCACAGAGCUGCUUUGCUGCGGGGUUUGGCUGCGAUUCGGACCCUCUAAGAACGAUCCCUCAUUCACAGAUGCACUCCAUAUUGGGCUGCAACCACCCCACUUUCGCCCUCCCCUGGAGGACCCUCCUGCCUUAUCUCGUGGCUCUGCACCUCCUGCAUCUGGGAUCAGCCCAGUUCAAUGUGGUGGCACCGAGCCUCCAUGUCACUGCCAUCGUGGGACAGGAUGUCGUGCUGCGCUGCCAGCUGUCCCCGUGCAAGGAUGCUUGGAGAUCUGACAUCAGAUGGAUCCAGCAACGGUCCUCUGGUUUUGUGCACCACUACCGAGAUGGAGAGGAUCUGGAGCAGAUGGCGGAAUAUAAAGGGAGGACAGAACUGCUCAGGAAUGGUCUCUCUGAUGGAAACCUGGAUCUGCGCAUCUCUGCUGUGAGAUCCUCUGAUAGUGGCCCGUACAGCUGUGUUGUGCAAGAUGGUGAUAACCGUGGAGAAGCUGUGGUAAACCUGGAGGUGUCAGAUCCUUUUUAUCAGAUCAUCCUUUCCUGGACAGUGGCUCUAGCUGUGGUCAUCGCACUUCUGUUUGGGUCACUUGUCAUCAUUGCUCUUCUCUACAGAAAUCAAGUGGCACAGAACAGAGAGCUGAAGGUAAAAGAUGCAGAGCUGGUGGAACUAACAGCAAUAUUGGAGCGAAGGGAUGCAAUGUUGGAGAAACAAGUUGUAAAACUGGAGGAAAAAACAGACGAAGUGGCGAAUUGGAAUUCUGUGCUGAAGAAAGACUGUGAAGAGAUGGAUUAUAAUGUCGCAGAUCUGAAGAAACUAGCUACAAGACUGGAGAAACACUGUGAUGAGAUGGGGACAAGGGAUGCAAAGUUGGAGAAACUAACUGCAAAAGUGGGGCAGCAAGCUAAAGAAUUGGAGAAACAGAAUUCACAGUUCCAGAGACACUUUCAGAAUAUGCAUUUUAUUGCUACAAAACAGAGGAACUUGGUUACAAAAUUGGAGGAACACUGUGAACAGACAGAGAGAAGGAAUGCAAAGUUCAAGUUACAAGCUGUAAAACUGGGGCAACCAGCUAAAGUCUCAGAGAAUCGGAAUUUAGAGCUGAAGGAGAUCGGAGAACAGAUGGCACAACGAACUGAAGCAGCGGUGGUAGAUAUUGAAGAACCAGAAGAAUCAUCUGAAGAAUCAGAUUGAGAGAUGAACUGCGCCUUGCAGUAACCACAGGAGUUAAGCUUCACAGACUGCUGACUGCACAAGAGACCAAAACCAUGAUAACUCCAAGCGAGCAAGGAAACCCACACUGAACGAAGUGGAGCCAGAGUUCGUUCUGAGUGAGAACACAACAGUUCUGUGAGCCAAAUUUGCAUGGGAUACCACCAAACUCAGGAUGUGUGACCUCCAACUCAAA
This is a messenger RNA of Phasianus colchicus (ring-necked pheasant), 1444 nucleotides long. The record is from RefSeq and is a predicted model, not a curated record. Lineage: Eukaryota; Metazoa; Chordata; Aves; Galliformes; Phasianidae.